Auanema sp. JU1783 is the source of this 1263-nucleotide messenger RNA. Lineage: Eukaryota; Metazoa; Nematoda; Chromadorea; Rhabditida; Rhabditidae. The record is from the annotation of a GenBank genome assembly.
AUGGAAUCAAAUGAUGACAAUGGAGAAUCGUACAAGAAGGAAUGUCGAAUAUGUUUCGAUUCGUCUGAUGGAAUUCAUUUUGGAAUAUACAGUUGCAGGGCAUGUGCAGCAUUUUUUCGCCGAACUGUAUCUAUGAAGCUGGAAUACAAGUGUAGAGGUGCUCAACAAUGUCCCAUUGAGAGAGCGCAAAGAAACAUGUGUAGGCAUUGCAGGUUUGAGAAAUGCUUACAAGAAGGCAUGAAAAUAGCAGCUGUUCAGAAUUUUCGCGACGGUAUUGGUAAACGAAAACUUUCCAAUACAGUUGAGGUGGAUGAACUCAAAAAACGUAGUAACGUCCAGAUCGCUAGCAUACCAUGUUCAUCAAUGACACAGGUGACAUCAUCGGAUGAUGUACCAAAGGCAUCAUCGUCUGAAAUCAGUUUGUCUGAGAAUAGUCGGAAUACAGUCGGCACUUUGAAAAUCUUACAGAAGAUGCACGAAGGCUACUUGCACUUCCUAACAAUACGUAAAGCGACAAAUGCGAUGCUCACUACGGAUAUCAGCAAUCUGGACAUAUUCGGACAUCAAAAAGAAUUGCAAGAAUCAAACUUCGAUGCUUGUAAGAAAGUUUGUCAAUGGGAAGCGAGACUGAUAAAUGACAUAAUUAAUACAUAUUUUCAUCCUUUUACAAAUUUAGGGAUUGAGGAGAAGAACGAGCUUUUUCGAAGCUUUUUCUGCUACUUCACACACACCGAUCCUGCUUAUCAAUCAUUCAAAAAAUUUGGCCAUGAAGAGGGAAACGAUAGGUUACUUAUGCCUGAUGGUGGUUACAUCAAAUGUAGUGAAUUGGAAAAGUUUUAUGUUAACUCAACAAUGGUCCAUGGGACACCUGAAGAAACGGCGAAAAUUUUCCGACCAGCAAUGCAAUAUAUGGUCAUUGUCAUAAUUGGUCAUAUGAAGAGAAUCCAUAUAACUGAAAUUGAAUAUGUUGCUCUGCUGGGGCUCUUUCUCUGGAACGAUGCGACUCUCUCGUUAUCAAUGGAGACAGUUGGAAUGAUUCACGAUACUCAAACAAUGAUACUUAAUGAUCUCCAUAACUAUUACAGAUCCCAAUUACUAACUGAAUCUGAAAUAACACGGAAGACUGGUGAACUAAUGCUCUUAUUACCCAAACUCACGAGAUCUGUGUUCAUGCUUCGAGAGAACUCGUAUCUUGGUGAGAUUUUCGAUUUGUUCGAAGCAGAUAUCUGUUGUAAGAACAUCAACUCCUAUGGAGCUGUUUAA